This is a messenger RNA of Cercopithifilaria johnstoni, 12531 nucleotides long. NCBI's taxonomy places the organism in Eukaryota, Metazoa, Nematoda, Chromadorea, Rhabditida, Onchocercidae. The record is from the annotation of a GenBank genome assembly.
AUGGAAUUGAAGGAAAUUUUGCUGCCACUAAUCACUGAAAGCCGAAGAAGAUUUGGAGAUAAUUCGUUGUUACUUGUGCUUGAUUCUGUUAAAAUUGGUAGUCAACGAAUGGAUCUGAAAGUGAAUCGGAAAUCAUUGCCGGAAUCAGCUGCUGGACUAAAUAAUUUAGAACUUACUGAAGUUUCAUCUGGAAAUAAAACAAUUCAAGGAUAUAUUGGGGAAAUACGUUAUUGGCAAACAAAAUUGUGCUGGAAUUUGGACGAAAUUUUAGUUCAUAUGUUAAAAGUUGAUAAUUUGCAUACAUUAUCUUCAAAGAUUUUGCAAAACGUCUCAAUAUGGAAAAGAAAAAAUGAUGAAUUUGCUAAAGAUGAACAAUUCGAAACAGUACUUUGCUUUAAUUUUAUCAAUGAUAAUGAAUGUUUUGUUUCGGAUGGUGAUACCCUGGCUUUUUUAGAAUAUUCAUUACAAGCGCAUUUUGGCAUUGCUUUGCAAAUACUGGUAGAAGAAAUCGAGCAAAUUGCGCUACCGGUAGCUAUUUUUAGACGGUUAUGGAUUGCAAUUACGGAAUAUAAAUUUAUCAAAAUAAGCAUUAAACUCUAUGAUUUCGAUAGAUUUGAAUGUGGUUAUGUUAGAGGAAUCCGUUUCAACAGUAGAUUUUCGGGAAGUGUUAGAAAUGCUCUGGAAGAACCAGCAGAACACAAAGCUUACGAAAAGAUCAAAAGAAACUUGGAAAAGGACGAACGCAAACUUAAUCAGUCUUAUCCAUAUGAAGCGAAAAGAAUAAACCGAACAAUUCAAAGUGCGCUAGAAACUGAUAUCACGAAUCCUUUUUAUAUUCAUGACCAAGCAAUGAUUAAUGUUUCAGAAUUUGUUACGGAUGUGAAAGAUAGACUAUCGAUUAUCAAUAAAAUCCGUAGAGUAGUAGAGACAAUAGUUGAAGCGCCAUGUUACGACGAUCAAGUAUCAUUUAUAUCACUUGGAUUUGAUUCUCUGAAAUUAGCAAAACUGGAGUUUAUUUUGAAAAGCGAAUUUAAUGGAAAAUUUUUGAUACCCUAUGGAAGCGCUUAUCGAUAUCCUACUAUUGAUGCUCUAAGUGAAUAUAUUCUGGAGAAUUCGAUCCAAGGAAAUAAUGUUUCUGAAAACAUGAAGAUGAUAAAUUUCCAAUUUCUUACGGAAAAAUUGACAAAGAUUAUCAGAAGCGGAGAACAUACUGAAAUACCAUUGAGUGCAGCGCAAAAACGAUUAAUUUUUCUUCAGCAUUUAGACCCUGAACGGAAACUAAAUUUCAUUGAAACUCUAAAAUUUAGUAUUAAAAGUUUAAAAAUCCAUCAAUUCAAAAAGGCAUUUAAUAGAGUGAUAGCAAGGCAUACGGCAUUGCGAACGAUUUAUACGGUAACAGGUCAAACAAUUUCAUCUCUCACAGAAGCAUAUUUCUCAAUUUGCGUACAAUCUAGAUAUGUAUUCAAAUUGUUUAAACCAAUCGAUCAAUUUGAUUUUUCCAUUCCAAUGAGAAUAUUUAUUACUGGCCAAGAAGAGAGCACGGAUAGCGGAAAAUCGAAAGAAAACAUGUUUGAUCGAAUUUAUCAAGAAAAAAAUCAAUGGAUCCCAAGAAAGAACCAAAUUACAAACACGUAUAAUAUGGAUAUCAAAAGUUCCAAUCUGAUUAUCAUUCAGAUGCAUCAUAUUAUGAUUGAUGGUUUUUCUAUAAAGCUAUUAACAAAUGAAUUGCGUUUACUUUAUUACGAAAAAAAUCCGCUCAAACCAGUUCAAUAUCAAUAUGGACAUUUUGUUCUUCUAGAAGAUCAACAGAGACAAGAUUCUGAAAGUCGAAAGUUACGUGAAGCUUUUUGGCAACAGCUUUUUCUCAAUGUUGUGCUGCAAACGCUGCCAGUAGACAAAACUGAACUUCAAUUCGGGAGAUAUUCAGGAUGUUGUUUACAAUUUAAUGUAGAUUCCAGAAUUCAGAAAUGUUUGCAGAACUUAGCUGUUUGGUGUUGUGUAACACAAUUUUCCAUUCUUAUCGCCAACUUUCAACUUCUACAGUAUAAAAGGCAUGGAUUCAAAGAUUCGUGUAUUGGAAUAAUAGUUGCGCAAAGGGAAACUUCUGAGCUAUGCAACAUUGUUGGUUGCUUAUUAAAUGUGGUACCAUUGAUCAACACGAUUGAUCCCAGCGAUCGAAUUCAUGAUUUUAUUACAAAAUCUUAUGAGCGUUUAAAUGAAAGUGUUCAAAAGCAACUGCAAUUCGAUGAUUUAAUAUCAGCAUUGUGUUUAGAACGUGAUUUAUCAAAUUCACCACUUUUUCAAGUUUUAUUUAUUUUAGACGAUAGCAGUGACAUUUCUAGCACUAACAAUCAUAAUGAUAUAAGUGGUGAUAAUAAUGAGGAAGACGAAAAUAUGAAACAAAUUAACAAAUAUUUCCAUAAUCAUGAUUCAAAUUUUGCACAAUACGAUCAGGUCUGGUAUUUUCAAUAUCAUAAAGAAGGUAUGACAAUAAAGAUUGAAUAUAACGGCAAUCGUUUCUACAAAAGUACUAUAGAAACAAUGGUACAGCAGUAUUUUGGACUUCUUUAUAAAAUGUCGCAAAAUUUGCAUAUUUUUGUUCAAGACAUAAAAAUGAUAUGUUCUAUGGAAGAAUUUGUGAGUUUUCGGCUAAGGUUUGAAAAUCGAUGUGAUUUUCCACAGAAAUGCACCGUUUUGGAUCUUAUCAAUGAGCAAAACAGUAUGAAUCCUUACUGUAAUAACGUUUUUCAAAGAGGAGUAUCAUUUUCGAGCAUAUUCUUACAACGGAUAAGUAAUCAAUUAUCAAGAUUUCUUACACAAAACUGGUUGCAAUUUCAUGGUGAAGAUAUGCGAAAUGAUAGUUUUAUUCUGCUAAUUUUUGAUCGAUCUGUUUCUCUUCUCCUAACACUUUUUGCUUUAUGGAAAUGUGGUAUUGGUGUAGCUCCUUUGAAUCCGGAAACUUCUUCAGAACAGCUGAAUAAUAUCCUUGCAAAAUUAAUUUAUCCAGCUGUCAUUUAUGAAUGCAAGCAAAAACAACAUAAUGUCAUAAAUCAUUGCGUUUUUGAGAGUGCUUCAAGAAAUUCCUGUGAUAUAUUAGUUCGGAAUUCAGAGAAGCAAAAUCUUGCAUUUGGAUGUGAUAUCAACAAAAUAAUUGCCUUAAUUUCUGGAUAUUCUGAUCAAGAGUUGAGAAAAAAAUUAACUCAACAUAACUUGGCCUACAUGACUUACACGUCUGGGAGCACCGGUAUACCAAAAGGAAUCUGCACCGAAUUUUAUGGACUUAACAACUUGCUGAUGAACUACGCGGAACUAUUAAGUAUUAAAUCGAGCAGUAUCAUCUAUCAAGUAGUAAAUCCAUCAUUUGACAUUUUUUUUGCAGAUAUUCUAGAAGCCCAAACAAGCGGAGCGACUAUACACUUUGCAAGUCAACAAAUACCAGAUUUACAGGAAAUGUCAAAGGUUACCCAUGCUUAUAUUAUGCCAGCUUAUUUAUCUGCCAUUCAGCUAGAACAAUUCAAAAAAUUGACAAAUCUGGAACAAAUUAAUUUCGGUGGUGAUUAUAUUCAAUAUAAAGUCUUACAAGAUGCUAUCCAAAUUGGACUUCACUUCCAUAAUCAAUAUGGCAUGACUGAACAUACCAUUUAUUCCACCUGUAAGUUAAUGAAAAUUUAUGAUAGAACUUCAUCGAUUGGAAAACCCCUUAGAAAUAUUCACUUUUUCAUAUGUGAUAAUGAUAAGAAUUUAUGUGAACAACGUAUUACUGGAAUUUGCCACACUUCGGGGCCAGGUAUUAGUCGCGGUUAUCAUGAUAAUGAGCAACUCAAUCAAAUAACAUUUCUCAACAAUCACAAUCUGACUCAACUUGAAUUGCUAUUAAAUUGCGAUAAGCGUUAUUUCUGUUCUGGUGACUUCGCCGAAAUAAAAAACGCGGUGGGUGAAUUACAUUUUCAUGGUCGUAGCGAUUUUCAAGUGAAAAUUCGAGGUAUGCAAGUUGAUAUUUCUGCAAUUGAAGCUAUUUUGGGAGGUCACCAUUUAGUUAAAGAAUGUAUUGUUUGUUUGCAAAGAAUAGAAACAAAAGAACUUCUAAUAGCUUAUAUCAUUUCUUCCAAUGAUAUUAUCAUGAUAAAGAAGGAUCAGGAAGAAAAAGAACUAAUGAUAAAAAAUUUAAAUGAGUACAUGAUGACAAAACUACCAACUUUCAUGAUUCCGAGUCAGUACGUGUUUAUUCAACAAUUCCCACUAAGUAUCAAUGGAAAAAUUGACCGUAAACUAUUGCCUAUACCGGAAAAACUUCGAAAUUCAAAAAUUCCUGUAAAAAUUAAUCAUCUUUUUGAAUCAUGGGAAAAACAAGUGAUGGAAAUAUUUGCUGAACUACUUCCAGGAAAAGCCAUUCAACUCGAUAAUUCAUUUUUUGAAGUAGGUGGUGAUUCAAUGAAAGCUUUAAUUGCAAUCCAAAACAUCAAACACGAGACCGGAAUGGACCUUCAACUUCAGGAUAUCUUUCAACUUGCAUCUUUUAGAGCUAUUUUAGAGCUCUUGAAAACGAGUUACCCGACAAGCGAUCAUAGAAAACUUGAAAAUUCAAUAAAAGUGGAAUUAGCAAAACCUAAAUCUAAUCCACUACAGUCCGGUAAAUUAACUAACGAUCAGUUAUUAAACACUGCUGAUAUAUUAUCUAAGAAUUCCGAUGAAUUGUUGGGCUCGAGAAAAAAGAUGCUCUGGAAUUCAAAGAAGAAGAGCGGAUUCUGGUUUGAUGGAAGUAUUCCAGUAAGUUUACAACAAGAAAGGCUUUUAUUUCUUUAUAGCUUUGGAAAAGAAUAUCGGGAAGGUUAUAAACUACAAUUUCUAAUCACAUUCUAUGGUCAUAUGAAGCUUAAAGCUUUGAAUACUGCUAUAAAUUACAUCAUGCGAAAGCAUCGACUUCUACGCACAAUGUUUCAUCAAAAAGCUGGAAAAGCAAUUCAGGAAGUGGCAUCUUUGAGUGAAUGCUACAUUGAAAUUCAUAAAAACAUACUUAAUCAUGAUGGAAGAAGAUUAAGAACAAGAUCAGAAUUACCAGAUUUAUACCAUACACCUUUGCUGGCAAUAAUUGUUUCCGGCAAUCUACAGCUUAUGCUAAUUCUCGAUCAUCUAAUUGUUGAUGGCUAUUCGAUCGCUAUACUCACUAAUGAUCUUGUGGAAUUUUACAAUGAACUUAUCAAUGGAGGCUGUGUUUCCUUUGAUAGCACUGAUGAAUGUAGUUAUGCUGACUUCUGCUUGAAACAACGAAGCGAGUUAGAAAAUUUUGAGAUUGAACUAAAAAGCGCUAAUUCUCGUUUGUCAACUGAUAGCGCAAUAGUAAGAGAUGAACUACAAAUGCAAGAAGAAUGGAAAAAUCUGAAAGGGAUGAUCCUAAAAUUGCAGAAUUUUCCACCAUUGUCAUUUCAAGGUGAUCUGUCCAAUGAAGAUUCUGAUAGGAGAAAUAAUGUAAUUAAAUUAAAAAUGCCUUUAGAUUUAUCUGCAAUUAAGCAUUUUUGUGUGGCAGAACAAUGCACAUUAUUUGCUUAUUUGUUAAGCAUAUUCUCCUUAACUGCCCGUAUUCAACAUGCUGAUCAAUAUCAACAGAAAGAUCGCUUUGCUGUUGUAACUUCUGCACUGAAUCGUACAUCCGAUACAAUAAGCUGCGUUGGAUUCUUUGUCAAUACAGUAAUUAUUCCAAUUGAUACUACUUUUCAAAGUGUUUCCGAAUUAAUUCACAAUCUUCAACAAAAUAUCGCCGAAGCUCUUCAAUUUCAACAUAUUCCUUUCAAUUACAUCAUUCAGAAGAUAAACCCAAAACGAAGCAAUACAGGUAGUACAGAAGCAUAUCAGAUUUCGUUUGUUGUUCAAAAUACCUCCACAAUAAAGUUAUUAAAAAUUGAAGGAGUUAAAAUAGUUGCCGAAGAGAUUAGUGCAAAAUAUUCAAAAUUCGAUCAAGCAUGGUAUUGUACCGAAUUUGAGGAUCAUAUUGAAAUGUCGGUGGAGUACAGAAUUGAAAAGUAUAGUGAUUUAAAGAUAAAACAUACCAUGGAAUUAUUUGCUCAAAUAGCUUCUCAAGUAUUGUCUAAUCGAUCUGCGAACGUGAAAGACAUUAUAGAAUCGUCUAAAUUAAUCAACGAUAGAAAACUAAUGAUCGAUAAUCCAGAAGACAUGGUUGAAGUUUCAAGCAUAAUCAGAAAGAAUUGGAUAUUAGAAGAAACCCUGCUUGGGAUCUGGAAGGAAGUAUUAGAAAGUCCAGAAGUUUCAAUUUUUGACAAUUUCUUUGCAAGAGGUGGUCAUUCUCUACUGAUUCCAACUAUUUGUUAUAAAAUAGAGCAGCAAAUCAGCUAUCGGUGUCUGCCACAAAUAAUUUUCAAAUAUCAAACGGUUAGCGAACUUGCGGAAUACAUAUGCAAAAAGCAAAAUUCGAUGAUAUUAAUUACAUCAAAUGAAAAGUCAAAAAUUCGUGUAUGUCCACUUCAGGAAUCUUUGGUCAAGAUGUAUUAUAAUGAAGCCACAAAAAUAAUGACACCCAUUUCUUUCAUCACUACUACUAUUACUAGUAAUGCUGCAGCUUUGAUAGCUGAUCUUAUCAAAGCUUAUCAGACGGGCUUUUCAAUAGCCUUAAAAUCUAUAAAUUUAUCAAAACUAAAACAUUCCCUUAAUCUAAUAAUCAUGCGUCAUUCUGCACUUCGUACAACAUUCUACUGCCAGAACAAUAUUUUUUUUCAAGAAAUUCAUUCUGGUACUGAAAUUUACAUUAUACCACGAGUGGCUAAUUUUGAGCAAGAAGUGCUGAAAAUACCGAAUCCUUUUUAUACAAUACCGAUUCUUUGCUGGUUGAUCGAUGGCAUCAAGCAAGAACUAUUUGAUGAUUUUCACUAUGAAUUUCACUUUAAAAUAAGUCACGUUAUUUGCGAUGGAAAGUCACUGUCUAUAAUAGCCAGAGAGCUUUAUAAUAACUAUUUCAAAGAUAUACAAAUCUCAAUGAAAGACGACAAUUUCAUUCAAUUCAGUAAGCGAAUUGAGCAGCGAUUCAAGGAACGUCGCGCUGAAAUACAAAAAUUUUGGUCUCAGACUCUGAAAGAUGCGGAAGGCGCAAAUCUUCAUUAUGAAAAAAAAAUUACUGUCGGUUCAAACAGUAAAAGAUGUAAAUAUUUUUGCAAAAAUUUCAAAAGUUUGAAUAGUUUGGUUAUGAGAGUAGCUAAGAAAUAUUGUUGCUCACCGUUUGUUGUACAGCUGGCUGCAUUCAGUAAGGUACUCUCAGGAAUAACAACAACUUCCAAGAUGGCGAUCUCAUGUCCAAUAGAUAUGCGUGAUUCUAAGGACCAACAGUGUGUCGGGAUGUGCAUCAAUGUUUUGCCAGUGGUAGUCAAUUUAAAUUAUAGGAACUAUCAGGAUCUAAUCCAUGAUGUUGCUAGGAGUUUAGCGGACGCUUACGUAAAUGCUGACAUUUCUAUUGAAGAAAUGGAAAAAUUAUGCGAAAAAUAUGGAAUUUCUAAUUUUACUGAUAUAAUGAUUGUUAACGACUAUGAAGAAUACUCCAGUCAUUGCCACCAGAUUUUAAAUGAUAAUUCUGAAUUUACGAAGUGUGUGUUGACGUUAUUUCUCACACAGAAUCGAGAAGAUAUUAUUGCGAAAAUUGAAUAUAAAUAUGAUCUCUUCCAUGACGAAUCAAUAAGUAUAAUACUCGACCAGUGGGCUAGAACGAUUCGUAGAAUGGAAAAAGUUAUUGUAAAAAGCGAUAAGAUGAAACAUGAAAAAAGAUGCAAAUGUCCCUGUAACAUUACCUUUGCUGGAGAAUAUUUGAGCGUAAAAAACAAUGCAGAAUUGGAUAUGAAAACAAAAGAAAGAAUAGUGUCAAAUGAAAGUGAAGAAUGUUUUGUAAGAAAUGAAGAUGAAAAAGUUCUCCAGAAAUGCGAUUAUCCAAUAUUCAGCUAUCAGCAUUUACUUCGAGAAGCCUUUGUGGUCAACGGCCGUUUAACAGCAAAGACAGCUGUAAUUGGAGAUAACGAAAGCAUUAAUUAUCAUACUCUAAUUAGAUCUAUUUAUCGAACCUCAAAAAUUAUACAAGAAAAGGUAGCACAAAUAACAGGUAGUACAUUGCGAGCUGAUACAGUGAUACCAGUUAUUGCUCGUAAUAGUAUCAAAACAUUAAUAACAUGCUUGGCAGUUAUUAUGGCUGGAGCUGCUUAUCUUCCUAUAGAUUCCACAAUUCCAGCCAAGCGAAUCUUAAAUAUUCUGGAGCAAAUGGGAGCCAAGUUCUAUGUUACUAUUGAUGAAGAAUUUCAAGAUUCAGUCAAUUUCUCAUUUCAAAAUGCAUCGCAAAUCAAUUUGAAUGAUAUAAAAUUUGAUAAAGAACUACUAAACUAUACAAUAUGUCUAAGAAACACGCUGAAUGACUUAGCUUAUGUGAUAUUUACAUCGGGAACUACUGGAAAGCCUAAAGGAGUAGCAAUUGGUCAACAUGGUCUUCUCAAUAUGGCCAUAGCAUGCACUCGAGAUUUCUGGAUGGAACCUGGGGAUUGUGUUUACCAGUUUACAAACUUUGCAUUCGAUAAUAGUGUUCUGGAAAUUAUGAUGGCGUUGAUCAAUGGUGGUGCUUUGCUUCUUCGAGAAGAUUUUUUCAUGACACGUAAAUUUUUGGAUGAAGUGAGGCGUGGAAGAAUUACUCAUGCUCUGUUAUUUCCUAGCUUGGUGGAUACCUUUACGGAUGAAGAGAUUGGGGAACUGAGACAUCUCAGAUAUUGGAUUGUUGGAGCGGAAAGUGCAAGCAGAAGAGUUUUAGAAUGUGCACUAAAAUCAGAUGUCAAUGUAAUUCAGAACUAUGGACCAACUGAAACGACAGCUUAUGCUUUGACCAAAAGAAUGAAACUAUUAGACAGACCGAAUAAUAUCGGUCGUGGAAUAAUAAAUGUUGUUACUAAGGUAAGAAAUUUCUGUGGAGAGAUUAUAGCAGGAAUGGGAGUAGGCGAAUUAUGCAUCACAGGGAUAGGGAUUACGAGAGGUUAUAUUGUUUCAAGUGAUGCAGCACCAGAAGAUACCGAGAAAGAAAAUGAAAAUAAAGUAAUCGGUGCUUGUCGUAGUUUUGGUACCAAGGAUAUGGUUCGAUUACAACCAAAUAACGACAUUCUUUUCCUUGAGCGAUACGAUAAGCAAAUAAAAAUUCGCGGAUAUCGUGUUGAUCUCGGUGAAAUUGAAACCAUUCUUUGUCAGUAUCCACAAGUCAAAUCUGCGAAAGUAAUUCCAAAAUUAAUAGGUGAACAACAUCAGCUUGUGGCUUUUGUCGUUUUGUCAGAUUUGGCAGAGAUCCGGUUCCAUCCCGAUACUGUACGUCAAUUCAUGCUAGAGCAUUUACCGUAUUAUAUGGUACCAACUCAAUAUCAUUAUCUAGAGCAAUAUCCACUUACCAAAAAUUCAAAAGUUGACCUUACGGCACUGGAAAUGUUAAAAGAUAUUGAAAGUGAUCAAUAUUUCAAACACAAAGAACCAGAAAACAAUAUUGAAUGGAAGUUGCUUGGAUUCUUCCGGAAAGUUCUUCAGGUUGAUAACAUCACAGUGAAUGAUGAUUUUUUUGCAGUUGGUGGAAAUUCAUUUUCGGCAGCGCGGCUGACCGAAUUAAUAGAAGCUAAUAUUGCAAAUUGUAUCGAUGUAAAUAUUGUUUUUCGCCAUCGAACAGUGAGGAGACUGUCACAGUACAUUUUGCACUCUCAUAAAGAGCCAAGUAGUGAGAGGAUUUAUGAGAUUCGAGACUUUUACGGGAACAAUAAAGUUUUCGAUGUUCAUAACAUUCGACUGAGCUUUCAGCAGCAACAAUUUCAAUUCUUAAAUGAAACGAAACAACGGAAAUAUUAUGAACUCAUAUUUAUACAGAAAUUUGAUGUACCAUUGAGCCUGCGACAUUUGAAAUUGUCUUUUCUGCGCUUAGUUUUGCGACAACAAUCGCUUCGAACAAUUUUUCCGGAACAAAACUACGAUGUGCGCCAAGAAAUACUUUCUGGGACAGAAACUUAUUUUUAUAGCAGUGCUCUACAGAGUAGCUCUUACACAAUAGGAACAGUAAUUCAUAAUGAUGAGAUAAUUGCGGAAAGGAUCAAAAUACUUCAAGAUGAGGAAAUGGAUCUCAAAUGUGAACCACCAGUUUUAUGCGCAAUUGAAGCAACCAGCAAUGCAUCUUAUGCUGUUAUUCUGAGGAUUAAUCAUAUCAUUAUUGAUGCAUGGUCAACAAAUCUUCUGGAAAAUGAUCUAAGAGAUCUCUAUCAAGAAAUUAUAAUAAACAAGCAAUUCGAUAGCAAUUCAAGAUUGCCAUUUACAUAUGCCGAAUAUUCCAUCGAACAGUUUGGACGAAAGCACUUUUUAGAAGAGUUAGCAGAUAAAUAUGCUGAUAAGAUUGUAAGAUGGAUUACAAACGACCCGAAUUACAAUAGCAUUUUAGAAAACUGGGAAACAGACGAAAAUAAAAUGAACCAGUUUGAUCGGAUGAAUCAGAACUUAGAUUCUGGAAUUAUUAGAAAAGCAGAGCAAUAUUCGAAAUGGAGAAAUUUUAGAAACUAUUCAGAAACAGAAUUUACUUUUGAAAUGAGAAAGAUUGAAAAAAUUUGCGAAUAUUUUGGAAUCACUCCUCUUGUAGCCUUUCUUAGUGCGUUCACUUCAUCUUUACAUGAAUUAUCUGGCACCAAUCAACUAAUUGUUAAUGUACCAGCCGCUAACCGCUCCUUCAAAACAAACAAUAUUAUAGGCAAUUUUCUCAACUUUUUACUGAUAAACAGUGCACACAUCGCUUUAAAGGAGUCUGAUAUUAUCACUACUGCUCCAAGAAACACCAUGGAUAGUUGCAUGGAUCAAACCAAAGUUGUCAUAUCUAAUCAGCAAACGGGAAGAAUCCUUUCUCCAAUUACAUACGCAAGACUUAUGAAGAAAUAUGUUGAAAAUAUUAAUGAAACAGUUAAUGAGAUUCGCCAAUUCGAGCAGGUGCCAUUUAUUGUACUUUUAAAAUUAAUCCGAAUUAAACUGAAAACGAUGAAAUUACCGGGUAAUGAAGUAGUGAAUCGUCUUCAUAAAACUGCAUUUUUUAAUUUUCGCUACAGAUUGGAAGAAAAUUGUGAAUCAGUACUAGGAAAAGGAGCAACUCAAGCGCCAAUGGAUUGUAUUCAUGAAAUUGAAGUUGAAAUAGACUGUGUGAAAAGCUAUUACUGUUGCAGAAUCAGAAUGAAAAAUCGCAGAAACAAUCGUAUCUUGGCAUUGUGUCAACGAAUGAUUUCUUUCUUACAACAAAUGUCAAUUAAUUCUAACAUUCAAGGAAUAGCAGACGAUAAAAUAGAAUUUAGAGAAAAUAGGCACAAAGUAAUUAAGAAACAUUUUCGUCAACCCUUUACGAAUAAUUAUAGAGGAAAUGUUGUUGAUUUGAAGUUAAGAAAAAUUUGGAGUGAAUGUUUGAAGAAAAAAUGGAUUGGAAACGAUGAUGAUUUCUUUCUGGAAGGAGGAACUUCAUUGCUUACUCUCAAAUUAAGACGUCUUAUUGAAUCAGAAUUGAAAAUUCAUGUAGAACUUGAAGAAAUAUUAACAUUCAGUGUAUUCACGGAGUUAAGCAGUUUACUGCAAAAGCGAUUUGUCAGCAGUAAUCAUUCUCUCCUAAAUAAGAGAAUCGGAUUUAUGAAUUCUGAAUCUGGAAAAAACAACGAUCUAAUAUCACAAAAAAGUGACCUUGUAGGAGAGAUAGAAAAUUUACAAACAUCCGAGAAUCGGACAACAGUUCGAUUGUUUCAUCAAAGCGAAUCAAAUAUUAAUGUCACAGUAAGUGGAAUAAUUGUUUUUUUUCACGCACUCGUCGGUGGCGUGACAUGGACGUAUGCACCAUUGAUACGGCAACUAAUAAGAAACCUAUCAGGUUCAUUUAGAAUAAUUGGUGUUGAACAUCCUGAUAGUUUUCGUCGAAGUUAUUUAAGGGAUCCCGAAUUUUAUCAAUCCAUUGAAUGUUUAUGUUCUAAAUAUAUACGCGAUUUGCAUAAUCAUUUAUGCAAAGUAAAAAUCCGCAUAUUUAUCGGUGCAUCAUUUGGUGCUAUUCUGGCUUAUCAAUGUGCUGUACAACUACAACGAGAAGGUAUUCAUAUAAAUGAUAUAAUAUCAAUUGAUGGAACGGCACAUUGGCGCAGUAACACAUCUUCGACAGAACUAUCGUCUUAUGAGGAGCAUCGACAGCAGAUCUGUAAAAUUGUAGAAUAUCAAACUGAUGGCAUGAAAAUCGACAGUGAAUUACUGGAAGCAAUAAUCGAAAAUGCAUGGGAGUUGCUGAAGAUGAUGCGUAUUUACAUCCCAAAUCGAAGUUCGGAAACUCUUCCUCGACUUCACGUAACUCUCCUAAAAUCACCUUCUCAAAACACUUCAGAAGAUGAGGAUGAUUAUGGCUGGAUGAACCUUUGCUCUAGAACUAUGGUAGACAUACCAUUUUCGCAUGAUACGAUGCUUCAUGACCGCAAUAUUGAUACAGUUGUUGAGAUCAUUUUACAAACUAUACAGAAGUUAAACAAACAAUGA